AGUGCCAGAGAGGGAGCCUGCAGCAGGGAGAGGCCGGGAAGGACCGCUCAUCCCCCCGGGGUACUGCAGCCCCCAGGCCAGAGGGGCCGGGAAACCCACCCCUAGGGCAGAGGGCUCUGCAGAGGGCAGGGACCCAGCGGGUGCGGAGCGGAGCCUGCAGUCCCUGUGUCAUCCUCCUCUUCCUCCAGCUGCCCGCUGAGGGACCAUGCCUGGCCUGUACGCCCUCUCCUCCUGGGAGGCUCUGCCCCUGAAAAGCUCCAGGGUGAAGGCUUGUGCCAACGGGUACUCCCUGAGCAUCACCGCUCACCUUGUGUACACCAACCCCCAUGAGGAGCCUGUGGAAGGCAUCUUCAUCUACCCGCUGGAGGAGUCGGAGGUGGUGGCUGGCUUCGAGGCGGCAGUGGGCAGCCGGCGGGUGACAUUCCAGGUCCAGAACCGGCACCGGGUACAGGACUGCUGCCUCCAGUGCAGCCCCAGCCCCGGCCGGCCACGCCGCUGUGCCAGCGGCCACCUCGUCCUGGAUGAAGAUGUGGAGCGCUCCACCUUUGUCAUCGUCACAGGCACGCUGUGCCCAGCAGAGAGCCUGGCCAUCACCCUGAGCACAGCGCAGGAGCUGGCCACGCUGCCGGAUGGGGCCCUGCGCCUCCUUCUCCCCCCUGUCCUCAUGCCCCACAUCCCCGCCGCCCCCGAGUGCGAGCCGGCAAGCUUGUGUGACGACAGCCCCACCAGCUGUUUCGGGGGGCCAGGUGCCCGGAGCCAGCCAUCCCCCACAGUGCCUGUGGAGACCAUGGAUGUCUUUCGGGGACAGCCCUGCAACCCUUUUCCUUACGAGUUUGCCUUUGAGCUGCUGGUGAAGGGCCCCUGCUUGCUGGCAGGGCUGGAAAGCCCAUCCCACGCCCUGCGAGCUGAUGCUGAUCCCUGGGCCAGCUCUGCUGCCACUACCUGUGUCACCCUGGCUGAGCCCCACCGCUAUGACAGGGACCUGGAGAUCAUCCUCUACCCCUGCGAGCCCCACCACCCCCACCUUGUGAUGGAGGAUGGCACCGUGACAUACCCUGAGUAUGAAGCCCACAUCCGGAGCCGCCGGGAUUAUGUGCGGAUUGCCAGGAAGGACAGCAGCGGUGAAAGACAGGUGGCUUUUGUGCAGAGACGUUUCCACAAAGACAUCUUCCCCAACCCCGUGCUGAUGCUGAACUUCUGCCCGGUGGCGGGGGGUGUCCCUGGGGACCUGCAGAGCAUCACCCGCGAGGUCCUCUUCCUCAUUGACCACAGCAGCAACAUGAAUGGCCCUGACCUUGACAAGAUCAAGGAGGCUUUGCUGGUGGCCCUGAAGAGCCUCCCGUCGGGGACGCUACUCAACAUCGCUGGCUUCGGCACAAACGUCAAGCCGCUCUUCCCAUCCAGCCGCCUCUGCAGCAACGAGACUCUGUGGCGUGCCUGCGAGCACCUCGGUGGGCUGCGGGUAGACGCAGGUGGCACCAACCUGCUGGCAGCCCUGGGCUGGGCGCUGGCGCAGCCCCUCCACCAUGGCUACCCCCGCCAGCUCUUCCUCUUCACCGAUGCGGCGGUGGGCAACGCAGGCAGGAUCCUCCGGCUGGUGCGCAGGCAGGCCAGCACCGUCAGGUGCUUCAGCUUUGGCAUGGGCCGGCGGGCAUGCCGGCGGCUGCUGAAGGGCUUGGCCAAGGUGAGCCGGGGCUGCGCUGAGUUCCUGAGCCCGGACGAGAGGCUGCAGCCCAAGCUGAUCAAGUCCCUGAAGAAAGCGAUUGAGCCAGCUGUCAGCGACAUCACCAUCGACUGGUAUGUCCCUGACAGCAUGGAGGCUCUGCUCUCACCGACCGAGCUCCCAGCCCUCUACCCCGGCGACCGCCUCAUCAGCUACUGCGUCCUCUACAGCAUCGCCCGCUUCCGCGACAGGCGCCCGCUGGGCCAGGAAGGGGCUCAUCGGGGCUCCCGGGGCUCAGCAUUCCCUUCCCAGGAGGAGGUGCCCAGUCCAGGAGAGAACCGACAGCCACCCUGGAACACCCCAGGAUCUGGGGACGCCUCCCUGGAGCUCUUCACUGGGGGCACGGAGGCAUCCGAACAGAGUGUGGAUCCCAUCUCAGGGGGAGACAUCUGGAAGCGGAUUUACCAGCCCUCCUACAUCCAGGAGCAGUACGUCCUGACGCACUGCUCUGUCAGCACCGACCGCAGCCGGGGGCUGCUCUCCCGCAGCUCCACCAGCAGCGAGUCCACCGGCUCCCGCGAUGUGGCCCCUGAGGGUGGCUCAUCAGCCCCUGGCACUGAUGUCACCUCCCAGCAGGGCCAGAAGAGCCUGUCCCUCUGCGAGUCCUCCACCAAAUCCGCCCCGCUGCCCUCUGCCCCAGCUCGUACCAAGGUGACAGUGGCCCUGAGCACAGAGGAGCUGGCGCGGCAGAAGAAGGCAUUGGCACGCACUGCCCUGGCCGGCCGCAGCUUUUCCUCGCCACAUGGGGAAUUGGAUGCCCGCCGUCUCUGUCGGGCCCUGGAGAAGGUGUCACAGAAGAGGAACCAGUCCCUGGAGGGGCGGCUGGAUGAGCUGGGACCCCAGGCACGGCAGCGGCAGCCCAGCACAGUGGGAGUCAAGUAUAACCUCCUCUCGCCCACCCACCUGGACUGGGACAUGCUGGUGGAGCCCUCCUACCUCUUCAGCGCCUCGCCAGCACCCGAGCCGGGGGAGCCCAGCCUGGCCGAUGCCAGCGUGGCUGAUGGCAGCCUGCCCCUGCGCUGCCAGGUGGUGAUCCACGCGCUGCAAGCUGGCAAGCCAGUGUCCUGGGAAGUGACAGCCUCACUGGAAUCGUUGCUGCAGCCCCGGGAGGGGCUGGGCAGGGAGGACCCCCCACGGCGGGCAGCCAAAGCCUGGGACAAGCCACUGCACUGCUUGGCAGCUCGCUCUGUCAUCCGGGACAACGAGAACGCGGCACAGCGGGAAGCCGAGCUGGAGCAGGGUUUUGCCCGCCGUUUUCGCCUGAAAGCCAUGCAAACCAGCAAAGCCUGCAACGUGCCUUCUCUCUACACCCGCCUGGUGCCUGUGGACACUGCCACACACGCAGCCCUGCCCACAGCCCCCGAGGUGUGGGGCACAGGGGCUGAGGUGGCACCGUUCCUUGCAGCUGGCUCAGCCAGCCGGCCCCAAGCCACCACGGCGGGGAACUGGCACCACAGGAGCUCCUCAGCAGGUGUGGACCAGCGGAGAGAUGCGGAGGAGCAGGAUGAGGCCCCUGUCGCUGCAGAGCGAGAUGAGACCCCAGGGUCUCCAGCCAGUGUCUCCUCCCCUACUUAUGGCUCGGAAAAGCAGAACUGCUCGAAUGGGCCUCCAACCAGCCCCUCCACCUCCAUGGGCUCCCAGAAAUCCACGGAGAGCAUCACUGGCUCCAGGUUUAGCCUGAGCAGGCGCAGGGGCCGUCUGGCACUGCGGCCGCAGUGCCUCAGCCCAGAAAGCGAGCGGCCCAGCAACCACGCCAGCCACGACUACCUCCCGCUGGUAAGGGCCCCCAAGCCCCGGGGGCCAUUCCAGCUCACCGAGAGCUUCUCCGAAGUAGUGCAGAUCCCCCUGGACCGCCUGUGCCGGGCCUCUCCCUACGCCUCCCACCGAGCCAGCCUCAGCCCCGUGUCCCCCGGGGCCAGAAGCAGCCCUGAGGCAGGGCCCGGUGGCGAGGAGGGCGAGGAGCUCACUGCAGCCUCACAGCCUGGCUCACCCCCGUCCCGGAGCACUUGCUCCGAGGUGCCCAGUGCAGCUGUGUGGGCGCAGGCGGAUAGUGGGCAUGGCUCUGAGUCCGACACCGGCCCCCACUCAGCCGCUCCCUCUGAGGCUGGCAUGAUCUGGCAGGACGUGGGGCCAGAGGACCUGGAGAGUGCCAGCUGGGCCACAGCAGUGGCUUUGGCGUGGCUGGAGCAUCGCUGUGCUGGCUUCUUUGAGGAGUGGGAGCUGGUGGCGGCCAAGGCAGAUGCGUGGCUGCAGGCACAGCGGCUGCCCGAGGGGGUGGACGUGGGCUGUCUCAAAGGGGCAGCCAGGCACUUGUUCUUGCUGCUGCGUCACUGGGAUGAGAACAUCAAGCUGAACAUGCUGUGCUACAACCCCAACAAUGUCUGAUGGCUGCCAGAGGGGCCAAUAAAGACGCCUGGCUCCACACCGCCUGCACAGGUGUCUCUGUUAUGGGCAGGGAGCCACUGGCCCUGUUCAGGGCACGCUAGGGCUCACCAGAGCCCUGGGGUGGGGGUGACCCCCUUCCCGGCCAUCUCUGGUGGGAGGGAGCACACAGGAGACUAGGAAAAGCCAUCUUGGAGGGAUCUCUGUGCUGCAUCAAGGCGAUUCAAACCUUGAGGCAAAGGAGUUUUGCAGAUCCUCCGUCUUAACCUCACCCUGGAAGCUGC
This is a messenger RNA of Falco peregrinus (peregrine falcon), 4389 nucleotides long. It is a transcript of the gene VWA5B2, whose product is annotated as von Willebrand factor A domain containing 5B2. The record is from RefSeq and is a predicted model, not a curated record. NCBI's taxonomy places the organism in Eukaryota, Metazoa, Chordata, Aves, Falconiformes, Falconidae.